This is a messenger RNA of Patella vulgata (common limpet), 1008 nucleotides long. Its product is annotated as cysteine-rich DPF motif domain-containing protein 1. The coding region runs from base 24 to 554 and encodes 176 amino acids. The record is from RefSeq and is a predicted model, not a curated record. The transcript has 5 exons. Lineage: Eukaryota; Metazoa; Mollusca; Gastropoda; Patellidae.
ACAACUAUGUCUACAAAAGUAUCAUGGAGGAGGAAAUCCCGAAACAGUUUUCGUGUGACAUUUGUAAAUUCAAAGCGAAUUAUGAGUAUUAUGGAUCCAAACCAUCUUUUGUUAAAUCUCUUUUAUUAUUAGAAGAAGCCUAUCUAAUGAAAGAUCCAUUUACAUCAGAUGCAGGCCUGAUUAUACUUGGAGCACAUUGUAGUAUAUGUAAGAAAUGUGUUUGUUUAACAGGGAUUAGUGAGCAAUGGUGGUUCACUAACCAGGGAUCUCAGGUUCAAUGUUGGCCAAGAAAGUUCCCUCAAGUGGCUGGUCGAGAAACUUCUCAAGGGCCUGACCAGGAAACAGCGACUAGUCAUUUAGAUGGGACACAAAACCAAGGCUUGUACGUAAAAAAAACCAUUGACAAUUGGAACCUGCCAACUAGUAGUCAGAAACGCUACAUGUGUAGUCUGUUUUAUACUAAGAGAUUUUGUAUGGAAUGUGUUUAUUCUAAUAUAAAUGAAUUUCCUCUAGAGAUUCAGGAGGAAACGUGGCGAAGUGUAACUUCCGGUUGAUGCCUUCGUCACGAUCAAGAACCGUAACUCUUUGAUAGUUUCCGGGUCGUUUUGCCACAAAUUGAGUUCACAAGUGAGGUUUGGGCCGUUCAAUGUGGAUUCUUGGUGCAGAAAAUUCAUAUGGGAACAUCAUGGAAUGUUUGUAACAUCACUCAGUGGCCGUGGGUACUUCUUAUUUUGGCAUGGAAUUAGUUGUUCCCCGGACUAAACUGUGUAAAUCUCUGGUUGAUUUUAUUAUUUUGGCUUUCUCUUUAUAUGAUUCAUCCUGUCAGUAGUGCUGGACGGUGGACCUGGCAAGGGACAACGUCUAGGUCUAGUCAGUCGGGUGGUACGAUUAGAUUAAGGUCCCUCGAUGUGCCCUUGAAAGUUGGAAUUAAAUUGUUGUCCGGGCAAAAUGUCCCUCGUAGCCACCCAUACAGCAGGUGGCAUCAUUAUCAGGGGCGGAUCUAGGAUU